AUGGCGCCGCUGAAGCGCAAACAACCCCACGACGACCCCGAACCUCCACCCCCCACCACCACCGCAACCGCCACGGCCGCCGCCGCCGCACCUCCCGGAGCACCCGACUCGACGCGUCGCGCAACGCGUCAAACCCCGAUCCUGCCCCCUCCGAUCCCGACCUCGCAAACGCAGUCCCAACUCCCGGCCGCCGACGACAAACGCCGCCGUCGCUCCUCGACAUCCACAAGACCGCACCCCCAAAAGAUCUCUGAGACGCCCAUCCCGAUCCCCGUGCCCCCGUCGUCGUCCUCCUCCUCGAUCCCACCACCAACCUCCGAACCCCGCGCCACCCGUCGAAAAAGCGGCGCGGCCGCGGAUACCACGCCCCUACCACCACCCGCCAUGGGCGCCGUCAAGGAGGCAAAGGAGAACGUCAGGCCCAUGACCCUCGUCGCCCCCAAGAUCACCUACCAGGCCUCCCAGCCGCACGCGCAGCACCGCACGGGGGGCAGCCUGGUCCGGCCCAGCCCGCCGACGAGCCAGCCGCCGAUAACGUCGCACUUCAGGCCCGUCCCGCGGCCCGGGCCGUACCACCACGGCAUACCCGCGACUGUCACGGCCGUCCCCGUCCCCGUGACGCCCUCGGCGCAGACGAAUGCGUCGUCGACGCCGAAGCAGCAGCCCGCCGCGCCGAAACCGACUCCGGCUGCGGCACCGACGAAAUCGAAAUCGUCGACGCCCCGGACGCUCGACAAGUCCGCCCCGAGGACGGACCGCAACAUCGACAAGGUCAUGCUCGGCAACAUCUGCUUCAGGGCGUGGUACCCGUCGUACUACGGCAAGGAAGUCCUCGGCGACGCGUCCGCGAGCGCCAAGGGAGGCGGCAAACAUCCCCCACCCGAUCUCUCCACCACCACCACCGGCGCCGGCGCGAAGAACAACCACCGCAAGGGCGCCGACGCGCCCAUCCUCGACAGGCUGUACGUGUGCCCCGUGUGUUUCAAGUACUCCAAGGAGCUGGUGGCGUGGUGGGGCCACGUGCGUGUGUGCGAGCGCGGCGGGACGGUGCCGGGGCGGAGGGUGUACACGCACCCGCGCGGGCGGCGGCUCGUGCGGCGGGAGGUGCCGAGGGCGGCGGGGGGCGGGAAGAAGGGGAACGUGGCGGCCCGGUUCACGGAGGAGGUCGUCACGGACGAGGGGGAGUGGAGCGUGUGGGAGGUUGACGGGGAGCAGGACGUGCUCUUCUGUCAGAAUCUCUCGCUCUUCGCGAAGCUUUUCCUCGAUAAUAAGUCCGUCUUCUUCGACGUACGCGGGUUCAAUUACUUCCUCCUCGUCUACACCCCGCCCCCGCCCCCGCGUCCAGCAGACUCCGCCUCCACAGAGCAGCAGCAGCCACGCCCGCACAUCGUCGGCUUCUUCUCCAAGGAAAAGAUGUCGUGGGACAACAACAACCUGGCCUGCAUCCUGGUCUUCCCGCCGUGGCAGCGCAAAGGGCUGGGCGCGCUGCUGAUGGGGGUCUCGUACGAGAUCUCGCGGCGCGAGGGGGUGCUGGGCGGGCCGGAGAAGCCCAUCUCGGAGCUGGGGCGGCGGGGGUACAAGCGGUUCUGGGGCGGGGAGGUGGCGCGGUGGGUGCUGCUGGGAUGUGCCACCAACAGUCUCGCGGCGCCGGAGAGGGAGUUGUUGGUCGAUCUGGAGGAUUGUUGUCGGGCGACGUGGAUCGCGGUGGAGGAUUGCCUUGCUACGUUGAGGGAGAUGGGGGUUGUCGUGGAGGGUGGGCGGGGGCCGGGGAAGAUUGCGAAGAGGAAGAGGAAGAGGGGGGAGGGGGAUGUUGAUGGUGGCGGAGAUAGGGGGGAGGGGGAAGAAGAGCAGGAGGAGGAGGAUGUGGAGAUGGAGGAUGUUGGAGAGGAACCGGAGACGAGGGAUGUUGCGAGGGUCAAGGUUGAUAAGGAGGCUGUUUGGACUUGGCUUGCUGCGAAUCGGAUUAGUCUCGAGAGGGUUUGUGAUCCGGAUGGGUUUGUGGAGGGGUAUGCUAUCAAGGAGAAGGAAGUGGAUGAGGAUGAGGAGUGA
Molecule: messenger RNA, 2049 nt
Organism: Colletotrichum karsti
Lineage: Eukaryota; Fungi; Ascomycota; Sordariomycetes; Glomerellales; Glomerellaceae
Product: MOZ/SAS family protein
Exons: 2
Coding region: 1-2049 (682 amino acids)
Biological process (GO): regulation of DNA-templated transcription
Molecular function (GO): histone acetyltransferase activity
Source: RefSeq, a predicted model, not a curated record